Molecule: messenger RNA, 1829 nt
Organism: Dalotia coriaria
Lineage: Eukaryota; Metazoa; Arthropoda; Insecta; Coleoptera; Staphylinidae
Product: lebercilin
Exons: 3
Coding region: 60-1787 (575 amino acids)
Biological process (GO): intraciliary transport
Cellular component (GO): axoneme
Source: RefSeq, a predicted model, not a curated record
GUUGAAUGUGCGUAACGCACGCUUUACACUUUUUUUACAUUAGAUAAAUCGCGCCGACGAUGGCGAGCGCCUGUUCGAGCAGUAUGUCCGUUCAGAAAUCCGGGGCUAGUAAUAUCACAAGCACCACUGCGUCCGGAAGUCGAAAAAAGACUGAGAGUGAUUGUUCGAAAAAACCCAGCUGCUUCCUACAACGCAAGAAACCUGCGAAUCCUUUGUCGGUGUCUAUACGGCCACCGAAAGUUGAUGCUGUGAGACAACGUGUUAGGUCUGCCAGGAUGUUGAAGAUACGUGGAUUGCAAAGUCAAUUGAACGACGCGAAUUUCCACCUGAUGGAGCUGGCUCAUGAAAAUCGCGCGUUGAAAUCCACACAGAGAAGACAAGAUAAAGCACUUAAUAAUUAUGAAGGUGUAAAUGCAGAUUUACCAAGACUAAUUCAAUCACACAGUGAAGAACACAGAAUAUUACAAGAACGCAAUCGUACAUUAAAAAGACAACUUCGAGAAGUUACAGACACUUUAAAAGUACGCGAUGAUGAAUUACUUGCAGCAAAAGAUCAACUAAAACAACUUACACUACUGGCGAAAGACAAACAAUUAGAAGAACGUGCACAGUUAAGAACAUCCCUAAACGAAGCAAAGGAACUAAUAAAAAGUUAUGAAUCUGAGAUUAGUAUUCUUAAUCGUAAAUUAGCUUUGGAGGUGAAAAACUGUCGCCAGAAGUUGAAUGCUGAAGCUGUGAAGUACAAAAAGUGUCAGGAGCAGUUGGCACAGGCUCUUGGACAAGCCAAAUUAAACAGUAGUAGUACUAGAUUGUUAUCUAGACGAUAUGAUAAUAGUCCUAUCAGUGAUCGUAAGUCUACGAUGAAUUUAAGUUCUAGUACAUCGAAAGAAACAUUGGAUUUAGAUGUUAAAUUGGAACCGAUUAAAAAACGUAAUAGUGCUGAAAGUAGGAACUCUUUGACUUCACCAGUUGAGAAAAUCAAAGCGAGAUUAUCAACAACAACAACAGGAGAAGCUGGGCGGGUGCAUAGGAUUGAAGAUUUCAGUGAUGUUUUAGAGAAGAUUAAUUUAGAAGAAGAACACUUGAAGAAAUCGCUGCAAAGUGGGAUAAAAAGUAUAAAUAAAUUUAAACCGACCAAGUUGGAGACUUUAGUUCAAAAGAGAAAUGAAUUACAAUUACAAUCGGUGGAAAAAGAGGAUAAAGGAUUGAAGAUUGAACCGCCUCCACGUCCUCCACCACCGAAAUUGAUACAUCAGCAACAAAUUCACGUGGAAAAUCAAGAAAAUGAUGAAUUAACACCUUUAAAAGAUGAAGACAUCUUGGAAAAUACAAAUAUUGCUGAUGUUCUUGAUCAUCAUGUGAAAACUUUACAAGAAUCCGAAGUAGGUUUUAAUUAUGCACGUGAAGAGCUCAAAAAUAUUGAAGAAUUAGAAGCGCAAAUUGACAGAAACAAACAAACGAUAAUUCUGAAACGUGAGGAUAAUGAACUGGUUGAUGAGAUUUGGCAUGAAGAGUAUUCAUUUAGAGUUGCUAAUCAUAGUGAAGAACUUGUUAAAAAUGGCAAGGAUGGUUUAACAAAUGGAGAAUUAGAAGAAGUCCAUGAAACCAAAAAGGAUCCGAUUGUUGCGUUGGAAAACAAAAAGAAAUUGUUGGCCGCUCUGAGGCAAAUCGAUAAUGGUAAUAGCAUAGAACAGGAUACCAACAAACCAGACGUGGACAUUGCGCAUAACAAUAAUAAUGAAAUUGAUACUAGGAAGUCUAGAUUGAUGAAGGAGUUGUUUGGUUGAUGUGUAUACUAAAGAAAUAAACCAUACAUUUUGUUAAAGUUA